Messenger RNA from Gadus morhua (Atlantic cod), 4667 nucleotides. It is a transcript of the gene kazna, whose product is annotated as kazrin, periplakin interacting protein a. Gene Ontology annotation, molecular function: protein binding. NCBI's taxonomy places the organism in Eukaryota, Metazoa, Chordata, Actinopteri, Gadiformes, Gadidae. The coding region runs from base 781 to 2178 and encodes 465 amino acids. The transcript has 8 exons. The record is from RefSeq and is a predicted model, not a curated record.
CGCUCCCCCGACCCCUCUCCUUUCCCGGCAGAUGGUACGGUCCAUUUAAAUAGGUGCUUGUCAUCUCCCAGUGCUCUGUGUCCUUUCAGCAGUCGGCUACGGGGAGCACAUUUCUCAGGGAGCGUGCUGGAGUACUGGAGUACUGCCACUCUCUAGCACACACACAUACUCACACACCACACACGCGCAAACGAACACACACACACACUUUGGCUCUCCGUUUCUCAUUGCCACUCUAGCACUGACGCACAGCCGCGCUUUGGCACAGACUCUGCACAUAGUUUCACAGUCACACACGUGGACACACACACACACAAACACACACACACAUACACACACAGCACACACAGCACACACACACGCAGACACACUGUGGAAGCUGGCGUGCUCCUCGCAGCAGAUAACAGUUACAACUGCAGCCUGCCCCCCCCGGCCCCCCCCCCCUCCCCCCCUUGCUCACUGUGAGUCGCGCGUCUCUCUCCCCUCGGGAGGGAACAGAAGGACAAACUGAGGAUUUAACUUGGCUUUUUUCUUUUUGCUCCUCUUCCGUUUCCUUUUUUCUAACGGACCACACUCACCACUUCGGGAGAAAGAGAGGAGGGAUUCUGAACCGGGCGUCGGGUGCCGGUGUUGUUGUUGUUUGUUGUUCGGUUAGGGAUCCGGGAAAGGGGGGGGGGGGGUGUGUGUGUUCGGUCGGCUCCGCUGGAAACCCUGCUCCUCCUCACCUGACAGCAUGACCCCCUGCCCGCACUCCCCUCUCCCCAGGCGAAGAUCCUGAAGAUGAUGGACGACAACCGGCAGCUGGCGCAGCGCAUCGACGGAGCCAUCCAGUCGGCCAGCGCCGAGGUCAGCUGCCUGCGCUCCGAGCUCAGCGCCACCAGCCGCAGACUGGCUGACCUGGGGGCCACCGAGACCUCCUCCUCGUCCCCUUCCUCCUCGUCCUCCAACGCCGCCGCCGCCGCCGGCCCCACUGGCCCCACCGCUGGGGCCCCGGGCGACAGCCUCGUGCUCCACCAGCAGCAGCUCAACCACCACCACCACCACCACCACCUACAACAACAGCACCACCACGAUCCCUCUCUCCAUGUGAGGCAGAAGACCCCCUCCACGGACCUCUGCUACAAGAGUGACAUCAGCAGCCUGAUGGUCUUCACCUCCCCGGACUCCUCGCUAGACAGAGUGCUCCUGCGCGAGGAGGUGGCCCAGCUCCAGGAGGAGGUGCACCUGCUGCGGCAGAUGAAGGACAUGCUGAGCCGGGACCUGGAGGAGAGCCACCAGGGCAGCUCGGCAGACCUGCUCUCGGCCGCCGAGCUGCGCGUCCAGCUGGCCCAGAAGGAGGAGGAGCUGGACCGCGCCAAGGAGGCCCUGCAAGCCAUGAAGGCGGAUCGCAAGCGUCUGAAAGCGGAGAAGGCCGACGUGGUGAACCAGAUGCAGCAGCUCUACGCUACACUGGAGAGCCGCGAGGAGCAGCUCCGAGACUUCAUACGCAACUACGACCAGCACAGAAAGGAGAGUGAGGAUGCGGUGAAGGUGCUGGCCAAGGAGAAGGACCUCCUGGAGAGGGAGAAGUGGGACCUCCGCAGGCAGAACAAGGAGUCCUCCGAACACACGGGGGCGCUGCGCUCCCAGCUGGACCUCAAGGAGAACCGCAUCAAGGAGCUGGAGGCGGAGCUCGCUAUGGCCAAACAAUCGUUAGCCACGCUGACCAAGGACGUGCCCAAGAGACACUCCCUGGCCAUGCCCACGGAAACGGUCGUCAACGGCAACAACCAGGAGUGGGUGAUGCACCCGGACCUGCCGCUGACGGCCGCCAUCAGACAGAGCCAGCAGUCGCUGUUCAUCCACCCGGUGCACCCCACCGACAGACAGGUGGCGGCGGUGCGCCUGAGCCCGUGUCACUCGCGCCAGACCUCCAUGCUCUCCGACGCCUCGGCUCUGGAGGGCGACCGCUCGUCCACUCCCAGCGACAUGAACUCUCCACGCCACCGGACCCACUCCCUCUGCAAUUCCCUAGAAGACCUGGAGGAGGCGAAGCGUAAGAAGAAGAAGGAGAAGAUGGGUCUUGGCUCUCUGUCGCGGGUCUUUGCCCGGGGGAAACAGCGCAAGUCCCUGGAGCCAGGCCUGUUCGAUGGUACUUCCAGCCCUGAUUAUUACAUAGAGGAGGACGCAGACUGGUAACACAUAAACAACAACAACAACAACAAACAAAACAAGAGAAAAGCCCAUGCCUGAGCGAGCCAUAGGGGGUUUGAUGAGUGGGAAAAUAAGUCUAGUGUUCAAUCGUUUUAGCUUUUGUGUGCGUGUGUAUGUGUAUGUUUGUGUGUGUGUGUGUGUGUUUCAGUGAUAUGACGUUUGGUGCACUUCUGUGCGCCCCUAUGCGUCACUAUUGGUUUGUGAGUGUGUGUGGGGCGGGCUUGUUUAACGGUGUGUGAGUUGUUGGUCCAGAUGGUGUGUGUGUGUGUGUAGGUUGCCAGUGGUCUUAGCACAGUGUGAACACCAGGAUCAGCCUGGACCUGGUGUAGGUUAUGUACCUCACAGUGUGAACACCAGGAUCAGCCUGGACCUGGUGUAGGUUAUGUACCUCACAGUGUGAACACCAGGAUCAGCCUGGACCUGGUGGAGGUCAUGUACCUCACAGUGUGAACACCAGGAUCAGCCUGGACCUGGUGUAGGUCAUGUACCUCACAGUGUGAACACCAGGAUCAGCCUGGACCUGGUGUAGGUUAUGUACCUCACAGUGUGAACACCAGGAUCAGCCUGGACCUGGUGUAGGUUAUGUACCUCACAGUGACUGACACGCGCCGCACAGCGAAGUGCAUAUGUUUGGAUGUAUCUGCGCCCACAAAAAACAAAAACGGCUGUGUUUUGGAUUCUUACAAUUGUUCUUAUAUUUGGACUACUUUCUGUUCUUGUUUUGUUCAUUUCAUUUCACUGGAAACUUGAAGGACUGCUGUACAUCUGUAAAUAACAGUCGGUGUGCACUUGUGUGCUUGUUAAUGUCUCUUUGUCUCCUGAAUGCCUUUUUGUUCAUUUGUUUGACCUCCCCCGUUUUUAACCCCUCCUGCCCCCACCCCCCACCUUAACUUAAAACCCCUCCCUGUGUUUUUAAUUGUCCCGCUCGGUGCAUCUCCCCCAUCCCCCCCCCCCCCCCCCCCCCCCCUAUGAGAUCAGUGUCCUGUAGGCCACAAUGCAGACUCCUGAAUAAUGAAAGAACAAUUAUUAUAACUAUAACAAUAAUAAUAUUAAUAAUACAAUUAUUAAUAAUAAUUCAAAAAGACAAUAAUGUUCAACAUAGUAAUAACAUAACAUCAUGAAGAUGAUAAUUAUGAAAAUAAUAUGAAUAAUAAUAAUUCGGCUGUACGAGGAUCCUGAGUCGGCCCUGCAGACACCAGCUUCUGUUUGCUCUAAAUCGUGUUUGAAAAUAUACUAUACUUUACAAAAUAUACUAUAACAAUCUCACGGCAACGACAAGUCGAACAGGACAUGUCGCAAUUCCCAGCAGGAUGUCUUCCCAUGGGUUGCGCAAGCGUACGUGAUGCAAGUGAUUGGAUUACGUCAUCAUUCACUUCAAAGCAAAUAUGCUGACGUUUAGCCUUUAUUCCAUGUAUAUACUAUAUGCAGCAGUUGAGGUGAUCAUAGAGAUACAUCGUAGCCAGGUUGAAUUAUGGUUGAGCAGAGAUAAACUCAUUUAAAUAAGUUGGCAUGAAAAUGCGAUUGGCUACCAAACCAAAAUUAAACCAUAAAGAAAUCAUUUUAUGUAUACAAGUAUCUACCAAUUCUGCACGAUCUUGUCAUUGUUCACUUUAAAUAAAGUGUGACAAAUAUGUUUUAAAAAACAAUGUUUAAUGGAUACUUUAGUAGCCUAGCUUCUGGCAUCGCUCUCGUAAGUACAUCAAUUAACAAGUCAAUUCAUGAAUAAUGCCCAGAAAGACGCGUUAUUAAUAGUGCCAAAGGUUAACAGUGUUUGCCUUAUACCACACUGGCUGACUGUCGAGCCGUAGGAGUCUGCAUUCUGUCCCCGGGAAGCCUCUCUAGCCCUGGUAUUGAACUAACUCAGCGUGUCUGUCUCACCUGGAGCCCCACAGACGAACCAGCCAGUGGCUGUAUCUCACCCCCCGUGUAGCAGCUUACCAGGAACGAACGGGUUAGGAAACGAAGCUUGUUGAAGACUUAUUGAUGUGGGGAUGUACCACCCAGAGGCUUCUCAGAAUGAGGAAGUGGUGAGAUGACGUUAGUGAGGCAUUUGGUCAUCAACCAUAAGUGAGACAGAUGGUGUUAACCUCAGAUAGCAGCCCGACUUAGAUAGCCCUCCACCGGUUAAAACACACAUCCGUUUAGCACUGCUGUGUUUUUUCAAACCGAAAUCCCCUUCCCCCCCAACCCCCACCCCAGCCAACCCCCGUCCGCUUCGUAUUAUUUUACCGACAAAUACUUUACUUUUUUGUAAAUGAGAUAACCUGACAGAUUAAAAGCUAUUAUAAUGAAAGAGUUUUAUUUAAAAGUCUCCAGACGCGGAGAAGGUCCAAGCCGGAGGUCCUGAGAUGUUUAGACGUUGGUUAGAGCCAGGGGAACCGUUGAAGGCAUGACAACGACGACAUUAUGUUCUGCAGAAUUUAAUGAGGAAAAAAAGAAGUAUUUUAAAAUAAAAUAAAAAAGAAACACCUUUA